This is a messenger RNA of Ipomoea nil (Japanese morning glory), 2242 nucleotides long. RefSeq lists its product as uncharacterized. The record is from RefSeq and is a predicted model, not a curated record. Gene Ontology annotation, molecular function: ubiquitin-like protein conjugating enzyme binding; metal ion binding; ubiquitin protein ligase activity. Gene Ontology annotation, biological process: ubiquitin-dependent protein catabolic process. Bases 776 to 2035 code for a protein of 419 amino acids. The transcript has 2 exons. Gene Ontology annotation, cellular component: endoplasmic reticulum. Lineage: Eukaryota; Viridiplantae; Streptophyta; Magnoliopsida; Solanales; Convolvulaceae.
UAUUGGGAAAAUAGGAAUUGAACACAAAUGCACAAUUAACAGGCAGGGGCAGCCCAUCAUCUCUCUUACUCUCUCGGACCAGAUCCCUAUUUACAAGAGAAAACACAACCCAUGAAAAAUCCACUCGGUACUCCACCGAUUUCAGAGAAGUAACAAGCAUUUCUUGCUCCAGCUUAACGCUCUUGAGCCUCAAAAUCCAAUAUUUUGCUCAAAGGUCUCUCUGUCUUUCUCUCUCUAGCUGAAGCAACUUUUGAGUUUUUUGUCUUUUAUCGGUGAAUUGUAAUUAAACCCUAUGUUUGAAUUUUGCUUGGGAUUCUAGAACGUGAAUUUCCAAUCUUGAGCUGGAUUCGUGAAAUUGAAUCUCAUUCUGGGUCACAAUCUCGUUGGCUCUUUUCGUUUUCUGUGAUGAGGUUUGGGUUUUGUUUUUGUUGACUGACCCACAAAUGAUUAGGGAUUUUUCUUUUCCUUUCAUUCAAUUUGUUUCAGCAUAAAUUUCCGGGCUUUAUUGUUUAUGGCCAGGAUACAAUAAUGGUUUUUAUUCAUAUUAUCGAGUGGAAUCUGGGUUUUGGUUUUCUUAAUCAGUAAAUUAGGGUUUCUUGGUUAAGUCCACCUGAGCUUACUUCAUUUUUAAUUAUCUGAAUUACCAAAGUUUGGGUUUUUAAUUUUCGAAUUCAGAGGGAGAAAUCUGAGCUUUGGUUUGAUUGGGAGUGUAAGACACAUACAUAGGUUUUGGUUGCACUGAGCUGGAAUUUGGGUGUGUUUAGUUUAAGGAACUAUGGAGGAUGGGACUCCGAAUUCGAUGAAUCUUGAUCUUAAUUUGGGCCCUGUUGAUCAUCCAAAUGGUGAAGUGGCUCCUGAGUCUGGACCAGUACCCACUCAGAAUAUUAAUUUGGAGGAGUUCCUUGAUGGUAGAGUUAGGGAAGCAGUUAGGCAAAGGAGACAGAGGAGGCAACGGUGGCGGUCCAUGUGGAGAGAGUUCCCAGUCCCGCCUGAAACUAGAAACAUUGCAUUGGAAUUGAUCGGUGGGAGCAGAUUGCAGACUGGUGAGGCUAGUAUUGCUGCCGAGGAGAGGCCUGCAGAAGUGACCAAAACAUGCGAUACUAACAAUUCGUGUUUGAAUGAUGAGGUAUCGGGAAAAAAAGAAGAAAAUGAAAAGGGAAACGGGGAUGAAGGUAGCUUCUUUGACUGCAAUAUAUGCUUGGAUUUGGCAAAGGAACCCGUCGUGACUUGUUGUGGCCACUUGUUUUGUUGGCCUUGCCUUUAUCGUUGGUUACAUGUCCAUUCGGAUGCGAAAGAAUGCCCUGUUUGUAAGGGGGAAGUGACAAUGAAGAAUGUGACUCCAAUUUACGGUCGUGGGGGUAGUGCUCGGGAGACCGAAGAGAAUUCUGCACUCAAAGUUCCUCACAGGCCCCAAGCACGACGAGUCGAGAGCUGGAGACAAACCAUUCAGAGGGCUGCAGCGUUCACCAUCCCGAUGGAAGAAAUGAUUCGUCGACUUGGCAGUAGAUUCGAUUUGACCCAGAUGCAGCCUCAAAAUCUCGAUGGCUCCCACGAAUCUCCCGAGAGAACCAACUCCUUGCUCAACCGCAUUCUUACCUCGAGGGGACGCAGAGAGCAGAACCCUAUCUUGCCAUCUGAUGAUGUCGUUAACAUGGCGGGUCCCACUGACUCGGAUAUCUUGGAAAGCCUGGAAAACCCGGAAAACCGGCGACUUUCAUCUCUUCUACAACGCAGAUCAAAUUUGCAUCGGGCCGCUGGUGUUGCUAACCUUAACAUUGCUGAAAGGCUGCUCGAAACAUAUUUCCGUAACAGUGACAGAAGUCAGGAGCAGGCUCUACCGGUUGACGACAGAGAUUCUGUUUCGAGCAUCGCAGCCGUGAUUCACUCCGAGAGUCAGACUGUAGAUACUGCUGUCGAAAUAGAUUCCACAGUUUCUCUUUCCACCUCAUCUUCCAGAAGAAGAAACGAUGCUUCUAGAAUCUCAGAUGUUGAUAGUGGAGAUUCACGCCCGCUUAGAAGGAGGAGACUGCACUGAUCGCCUCCUCUCAUCCUAUUCACUUUCAGUAGUUUAAAUUUCUUUCAGCGUAAAUGUCUCACAGCAUUUGCUCAAGUAUAAACUGCCAGUAUACAUAGGCAUGCUUUAAAAAAUAUCGAACUUGCUCUCGUGGACAACUCACAUGAGGUAUUCUUAAUGCAUUUCUAAGUUUUGCUUAUUCUAUAAAAUAUCUUUCCUUUUCUUCAA